AUGGCGGAUCCUAAUGUCACCUCAUCCUUAGCUUCUAUUGAAUCAACAACAAACCAACAGAGCAAGCCGCAGUUGUACAAUGAGCUCCUAUCCAAGAUAAUAUCAUCCCCAUCAUCCCCAAACAUUAAAUCCAACAUUAAUGCAUUCCUAAACUCCAUCCUUGGCGAAACCGUCGGAAUCGUCGCUGCCAGACCCCUCCUCGAUAACUUCAUCAACUCUCUCCGAAAUCUACCAGCUCCGAUCAUAAUUGCGAUUGGACAAGAUGCGCUAUCCGAGAUACAAUCCCACUCGACCUCUGCUGAGGCACAGGAUACAGUUCUGAGGGAAAUUCUUGCAGACGCGUACGAGGCGGAAGAGAAUUUUACACAGGCAGCUAAAGUCCUACAGGCGAUCCGUUUCGAUAGUUCCCAACAUCUCAUGUCUGACGACGCGAAGGUACGCAUAUGGAUUCGUAUCGUACGGCUAUAUUUAGAAGAAGACGAUACCACAAAUGCAGAGAGUUUCUUGAACAGAGUCAAGAACAUGCCCACCAAGAUUCAAGACCCUGAGUUGAAACUUCACUUCCAACUCUCCCAGGCCCGCAUUUCAGAUUUUAACCGCCGAUUCCUCGAUGCAAGCCAGCAGUAUCUCAAUUUGAGUUUAUCUGGGGAUAUCGAGGAAGGAGAUCGUCUCCAGGCUCUUUCCGCAGCCAUUAUAUGUGCCGUUCUCGGACCCGCGGGGCCCCAACGUUCCCGUACUUUGUCCCGUCUAUACAAGGACGACCGAUCGUCGUCUCUCGACGUAUACAAUAUAUUGGAGAAGAUAUUCAUGGAUAGGCUACUCACCGCUGGAGAGGUGAAGGCAUUCGCUGAGAAGCUAGUCCCUCACCAACUAGCUGUAACUGCAGAUGGAUCCACAGUGCUUGGUCGAGCUGUAAUCGAACACAAUCUCCUCGCGGCUAGUCGUCUGUAUGAGAAUAUCCACGUAGAGGAAUUGGGCAACAUUCUUGGACUUGAGGCCAGUGGUGAUUUGAGCGCCGGGGAGAGAGCAGAGGCAUAUGCUGCGCGCAUGCUUGAGCAAGGGAGAUUAAAAGGUACAAUUGAUCAGAUUAAAGGCGUGAUUUACUUCGACUCGGGAAUCCCUGGUGUUGGCCCCACAGCAGAGGCGGCAGGACGAAGUUUAAGAGCCUGGGAUGCUGGCGUUCAAAACUUGGCUGAGGAAGUUGAAAGCGUAGCUGCUUCUAUCAUAGAUGAGUUUCCGCAAAACGUGUUAUGA
Messenger RNA from Histoplasma capsulatum G186AR, 1254 nucleotides. RefSeq names its product COP9 signalosome complex subunit. Bases 1 to 1254 code for a protein of 417 amino acids. The record is from RefSeq and is a predicted model, not a curated record. NCBI's taxonomy places the organism in Eukaryota, Fungi, Ascomycota, Eurotiomycetes, Onygenales, Ajellomycetaceae. The transcript is spliced from 2 exons. Gene Ontology annotation, cellular component: COP9 signalosome; cytosol.